UAUCGGAGAAACAGUAUGACGUCAAACUAAAGCUUCCGGGCUGGUAGAGCUGGCCCGGUAAUUCAUAGAUUUUGCUUCUUUAUUACAAUUUUAUGACAUGCUUGCUGUUGUUAUUUAUUGCCGGAAAAUCCAAUGUAUAUAGUUUAUGCGAAUAUUUCUAUCGGAGCUGUCGUUACGAGGAUACAUAUAACGAAGACGGUCCCGGAGCGGCUCGGGCAUAGCGGUUGAGAAAAGAGGGUGCCUUGCUGCAUGAAGUACCCACCAGCUGGACUUGCAGCACUUCAGAAUACUUUGUACAGGCCAGCUCAGUUUGCCAUUGGUCAGAAGGGAUCGACUUGUCUCCAGGACCGACUUCAUUACAAAAAUGAAGUUGAAGGAGGAUAUAAACCCCCUGCUCCUGCAGGUUUUCCGCUCUGUCGUCUGGGUCUAUUCCGUCAUAACCUUCCUACCCUGGUACUUCUUUUCCGGGGCCGGAACCAAUUUGGAGCGAGCGCGUCGGAUUAAGGCCUGCUCUAUCAGCGGACACCCAGCGGGACCUUACCGUGCCGUCAAUAGCCGAGAAAAGCUGGUGGCAUUGGUGCAGCCGGGAGUCGACACACUGGACAAAAUGUUCGAGUUUGCAGCGAGGAGGUUUCCAAACAGGGACUGCCUGGGCACCAGGGAGGUGCUGAGUGAGGAGGAUGAACUGCAGCCAAAUGGAAAAGUGUUUAAAAAGGUGAUUCUGGGCAACUAUAACUGGCUCACGUAUGAGGAAGCCUACAAUGCAGCAAAGUGCUUUGGUAGUGGUCUGGCAGCUCUUAAUCAGAAGCCUCACCAUAACAUCGCCGUUUUCUGUGAGACCAGAGCGGAGUGGGUCAUAGCAGCGCAGGCCUGCUUCAUGUACAAUUUCCCACUCGUGACACUGUACGCCACACUCGGGCCCAAAGCCAUAGCUCACGGGCUGAACGAGACAGAGGUCACUCACAUCAUCACAAGCAAGGACUUACUUCAGAGCCGCCUUAAGGCCAUUUUGUGCGACGUGCCGCGGCUCCAGUACAUCAUCGUCGUGGACAUUAAACCCACCAGCUGGUCAGACAUUCCCAGAGGCAUCACAGUCUACAACAUGGAGGGUGUGAAGGAGCUGGGAUCCAAGCCCAUUCAGAUGGACCGCAGACAGCCGGAGCCCUCGGACAUCGCUGUCAUCAUGUACACCAGUGGUUCCACUGGCAUCCCCAAGGGUGUGAUGAUCUCCCAUGGCAACCUCAUCGCCGGCAUCGCAGGCAUGGCCGAGCGGAUCCCUAAUCUCAAUGAGACUGACACCUACAUUGGGUACCUACCAUUGGCCCACGUUUUAGAGCUCAGCGCAGAGCUGGUUUGCAUCUCCCACGGCUGUCGCAUCGGAUAUUCCUCUCCUCAGACUCUCGCCGACCAGUCCUCCAAGAUCAAGAAGGGCAGCAAAGGGGAUACCAGCAUGCUGAAACCGACUCUCAUGGCAUCUGUGCCAGAGAUCAUGGAUCGAAUUUACAAAAAUGUCAUGACCAAAGUGGACGAGAUGAGCAAAUUUCAGAAGACGCUCUUUGUGUUGGCUUAUAACUACAAGAUAGAGCAGAUCUCCAAGGGCUACAGUACGCCUCUCUGUGACAGAAUAGUUUUUAACAGAGUGCGGUCUCUGUUGGGAGGCAACACUCGGGUGCUGCUUUCUGGUGGGGCUCCGCUCUCUGCGGCAACACAGCGCUUCAUGAACGUCUGCAUGUGCUGCCCGGUGGGACAGGGCUACGGCCUGACAGAGACGUGUGGGGCUGGCACCAUCAGUGAGAUGUGGGAUUACAGUACUGGACGGGUUGGCGCGCCGCUGGUUUGCUCAGAGAUCACUCUGAAGGACUGGGAAGAGGGUGGCUACCACAGCACUGACAAGCCCAACCCAAGGGGGGAAAUUUUGAUUGGAGGUCCAAAUGUAACAAUGGGUUACUACAAAAGCGAAGGCAGGAACCAUGAAGACUUCUUCGUGGAUGCGAAGGGCCAGAGAUGGUUCUGUACGGGAGACAUAGGAGAAUUCCAUCCUGACGGAUGCCUGAAGAUUAUCGACCGUAAGAAAGACUUGGUGAAACUCCAGGCAGGCGAAUACGUCUCUCUUGGAAAAGUAGAGGCGGUUUUGAAGAACUGCCCGCUCAUAGACAAUAUCUGUGCCUACGCCAACAGUGAAGAGUCAUAUGUGAUCAGCUUUGUGGUUCCCAACCACAAACACCUCAUGUCAUUGGCGGAGCAGGUUCAAAUAAAGGGCACGUGGGAAGAGCUCUGCAACAAUCCCAAGAUGGAGAAGGAGGUUCUCCGCGUCAUUACUGAGGCGGCCGUUUCAGACAAACUGGAGAAGUUCGAGAUUCCCAAGAAAAUCCGCCUGAGUUCCGAGCCGUGGACGCCGGAGACCGGCUUGGUCACUGACGCGUUCAAGUUGAAACGCAAGGAGCUCAAAACACACUACCAAGAGGACAUUGAGAGGAUGUACGGUGGGAAAUAAAAGAGUAGAUGCACUCCAAAUGACCGUCUCACGAGGACUUACAUGGACGACACUCACACAAACACAGACACGCGGACCUGUUCGCCUCCUCUUCAGCUUCUCUGUCACCAUCUACGAUCAAACGAGGCACAAAAAGUCUAGAGUCAGGCUCACAUCUUUAGGUCGAGAGCAAGAGGCCGAUCCCACCAGACGCACUAACAACUCCACUCUCCGCCGAUCCAAAAAAAAA
This is a messenger RNA of Poecilia latipinna (sailfin molly), 2723 nucleotides long. It is a transcript of the gene acsl3b, whose product is annotated as acyl-CoA synthetase long chain family member 3b. The record is from RefSeq and is a predicted model, not a curated record. The coding region runs from base 365 to 2494 and encodes 709 amino acids. NCBI's taxonomy places the organism in Eukaryota, Metazoa, Chordata, Actinopteri, Cyprinodontiformes, Poeciliidae. The transcript is spliced from 15 exons. Gene Ontology annotation, biological process: long-chain fatty-acyl-CoA metabolic process; long-chain fatty acid metabolic process; neuron differentiation. Gene Ontology annotation, cellular component: endoplasmic reticulum; plasma membrane; lipid droplet. Gene Ontology annotation, molecular function: long-chain fatty acid-CoA ligase activity.